Molecule: messenger RNA, 958 nt
Organism: Prinia subflava (tawny-flanked prinia)
Lineage: Eukaryota; Metazoa; Chordata; Aves; Passeriformes; Cisticolidae
Gene: PNP
Product: purine nucleoside phosphorylase
Exons: 6
Coding region: 1-882 (293 amino acids)
Biological process (GO): nucleoside metabolic process
Cellular component (GO): cytoplasm
Molecular function (GO): purine-nucleoside phosphorylase activity
Source: RefSeq, a predicted model, not a curated record
AUGGCCUAUGCUGAGGAAGACAGAAACAGCUACGAGGUGUACAAGGAGACAGCAGAGUGGCUGCGUGCCCGUGCUGCGCAGCGGCCCAGGGUCGCCAUCGUCUGCGGCUCUGGGCUGGGAGGUCUGGCUGAUGUGCUGGAAAACAAGACAGAAUUCCUGUACGAGGACAUCCCCCACUUCCCACGGAGCACGGUGGCAGGGCAUGCUGGCAGAUUGGUGUUUGGGGAGCUGAAGGGACAGCCCUGUGUGUGCAUGCAGGGGCGUUUCCACUCCUACGAAGGCUACUCCUUCAGCACGGUCACCUUUCCCAUCAGGGUGUUCUUUCUCCUGGGGGUGGAGAUCUUGAUUGUCACAAAUGCUGCUGGAGGACUGAAUCCCCACUUCCAAGUGGGGGACAUCAUGUUCAUAAGGGAUCACAUCAGCUUGUUUGGCUUGGGAGGGCAGAAUCCCCUGCGUGGACCAAAUGAUGAGAGGUUUGGAGUGAGGUUUCCCUGCAUGUCAGAUGCUUAUGAACAAGACCUGCUUGGCCUGGCAAUGGAGAGUGCCCAGGAGCUGGGGUUGCUGAGCUUCACCAGGGAGGGAGUGUACUGCCUGCUGGCCGGGCCCUGCUACGAGACCAUCGCCGAGUGCCGCCUGCUGCAGGCGCUGGGAGCCGACGCUGUGGGCAUGAGCACUGUCCCAGAGGUGAUUGUCGCCAGGCAUUGUGGCCUCCGAGUCCUUGGGAUCUCCCUCAUCACCAACAAAGUGGUGAUGAGCUGCAGCAGCCAGGAGAAGGCCAACCACGAGGAAGUGCUGCGCAUCUCGGUGGUCCGGGCCGAAGCCCUGCAGAGACUGGUCACACACCUCCUUGGGAAGCUGGGGGAAAGCACAAACUCUCCAUGACCUCCAGCCAUUAGUCCUUCAUAUCAUAAUGUGUGUGAACACUACCAAGUGCUGGGGGAGAGCUGUUGGUGGGACU